UUAAAGUACAUAGCUGUCAUAUUCUUAUUAUUUCAGUCUAAAAAUAAUUCCCCAAAUAUUAUAACAUUACCUAAUUUUAACGCAAUAUGAUUAUUUCAAGAAUUUCUCGACUAAUGGUCCAGACCAAGAAUUUGUCUCGUCAUGAACAAGCCCUUCAAAAGAGGACUGCCACUACGACUCCAACUGGUGCCAUUCUACCAGAACCAGAGAAGAAACCCUUUGGUCUAGUAAGCGUAGUGUGUGCAGUUAUACCAGGCCUACUUAUUGGAGCUGCUAUUAGUAAAAACAUAGCUAACUUCUUGGAAGAGAAUGAACUGUUUGUGCCUUCUGAUGAUGAUGACGACGAUGACUAAUGCAGAAAUCUGAAGGGUAACAAGCAAUAUUUAUUAUAUAUUUGGCUCGAAUAACAUUACGUAGGAUAAUAUUCACAGUAUAUUAUAUAUUUAUUUUAAAUUAUUUAUCUGUUCUAAAACUUGUUUGCAUUGAAAUAUAAUAUAUUUCUUUUCAGAUAAUAUGGGUGAAUCUAAAUUAUUUAAAAACAAAGUUUGUUAUCAUAGUUUAUUAGUAAGUAUAGGUUUGUUACAAAAAUCUUUAUUAUCGUAAUUUGAGCUCAAGCUUUUCUUCCAAAUAUUGCACUAUUUAUAUUUAGUAAUCAUUGGACAUUCAAUUUAUAUAUUAGUGACAUCAUAAAUUUUCUAUAUUUACAUAAUUUAUAUGUAUUACAAUAUAAAACUUCAAUAUCAGCAGUUUACUAUGUACAAAUGUAUAACUGUACAACUAAACAAAACAUUAGUAAUAAAUAAUAUUUAAAUGCAUCAUGCUAAUAUGUGUGUACAAGUUCUUGGAAUAGUAAUACAACAUCCUUGUAUGUGAAAUCUAGUCAUUUUAUAUUACUACUCCAAUUUAUAGGUAAUAUUAAUAAGAAAUACAUGUACAUUUACCAUUGUUUAUCUCAGGACAAAAUCAAAUAAAAGUUAUUUAGUGUUUGUGGCCCUCAUUCACAGAGAUAUGGGAGAAUGUAGUAUGGACAAGUGUGCAUUUUACUUACACACACAUUAUUGUUCUUUCCACAUCCAUGACCUAUCUUACCACUCUUGCACAAGUGUGUAUAAAUAUUUGCAGUACAUGGAGGGCUAUGUGUAACUUGUAUAUAUUUUCUUUAAGUCCAGUCUAUUGUUAAUUUUAUGAAUUAUAAAUAUUUAUUAAAUAGGAACAAAAAUAUAUAAACUUAUUAUUUUUAGCAUACUGUCAAAUUAUGUAAAACAACAUACAUGUAAUUGUAUAUUCAUAAUAAUUGUAGAUAGCAUAUAAACAUUUCUGUCCCAAAAUUAAAAAGUAUGUUGUCACAUUAAUUUGUGCUUUAAUAUUUUAUAAGUGAAAGUGUUAAAUAAAUGACUUGCUAAAAUGGCAUGA
Molecule: messenger RNA, 1413 nt
Organism: Achroia grisella
Lineage: Eukaryota; Metazoa; Arthropoda; Insecta; Lepidoptera; Pyralidae
Gene: EMRE
Product: essential MCU regulator, mitochondrial
Exons: 1
Coding region: 87-353 (88 amino acids)
Biological process (GO): mitochondrial calcium ion homeostasis; calcium import into the mitochondrion
Cellular component (GO): mitochondrial inner membrane; uniplex complex
Source: RefSeq, a predicted model, not a curated record